GAGAGAGAGAGGUGGCGUAUAAAAUAUGGUUGAUCCGACUAGCCUAUUGCCCAAUUUCAGAAAAAGCGAAAAAAAGAGCUAAAUGCAACGACUGUUUCUCUGUUUUCCCUGCUCUCUGCAAAUCAAAAAACUAGUAGUUUUAGAAAUCUUUACUCUUUUCGGCCUCAAAAUAUAGUUUCUUGUUUAUCGCUCUCUACACACACUCAUUUCACACUUCGGCUUAAGCAAUCUUUGUUUCAAUUUUAACUGGGCUCGGUUCAAUUGGUAGUUGGAUUGGUGAAAUGAGCAUCAAUUCUUGAAUUCACAGCUGAGAUUACAAAUGGCGAUAAAAGGGGUUGAUUUCAAGUGGUAUGAUGGGUUCUUCUUGUCUAUGCUUGCUACAAGUAUAAUUAUUGUGGCAAUCAAUUGGAAGCGAUACCAUUCGUGUACACACCCGUUGCACAUAUGGAUUGUGGUUGACUAUACGACUGUGUUCAUUUUCCGGCUCUUGAUGUUUGUGGAUAAUGGGUUGGCUGCUGGAAUGGGAUUGGAUCUCGGUUGGCAGCAGAGAUAUAAACGUUUUUAUGGAAGGAUUGUGGUACUGUCAGUCCUUGUUCUGCUACUUUAUCCCUUCCUUUUGACUUGGACGGUCAUUGGUACUCUCUGGUUCACUCGUUCAAGAAACUGCCUGCCAGAAGAUGGUCAAAAGUGGGGUUUCCUUAUUUGGCUGCUUUUCAGUUAUUGUGGACUCGUGUGCAUUGCUUGCAUCUGUAUGGGAAAGUGGUUAACGAGGAGGCAGGCGCAUCUAUUGCGUGCACAACAAGGGAUCCCCGUUUCAGAAUAUGGAGUUCUAGUCGACAUGGUUAGAGUGCCAGAUUGGGCAAUUGAAGCUGCUGGGCAAGAGAUGAGAGGGAUGGGUCAAGAUGCAGCUAUGUACCACCCGGGACUCUACUUGACCCCAGCUCAGGUAACGAACGAGCUACUGAUUUCAGAAAUCUACCUUCGUUUUCAUAAGGACAAUGAGCUACUUAUUUCUUUUGACAUACAGAGAGAAGCAGUGGAGGCACUUAUUCAAGAACUUCCAAAGUUUAGGCUGAAGGCAGUUCCGACUGAUUGCAGCGAGUGCCCAAUAUGUUUGGAGGAGUUUCGUGUUGGAAAUGAGGUUCGAGGUUUGCCUUGUGCUCACAAUUUCCAUGUGGAGUGCAUCGACGAGUGGCUCCGGCUGAACGUGAAAUGCCCGAGAUGUCGUUGCUCCGUCUUCCCGAACCUUGACUUGAGCGCAUUGUCGAACAUCCACACGGAUACGGAGAGGUCCUCCACCAAUGUUGUCACCACAACUCAGUAUAUGAGAAACCAGACUCCUAGCCAGAGCUAUCUGUUGAGACUGCUCCGCCCCGUCCGAACAGAGAACGGCAGUGAGGGGGAGACUGCAGAAACACCGUCGAGUCGAGGGCAGUCGGAGCAUGUGCGGGUGGUGGUGGAAGAGCCUGCUCCGCCUCUGCCUUGAGCUAUUUUUUGAGGUUUCUUACUUUGUUUUCAUUAGCCUAACCACCUGCAUUUCAAGACCUAACUUGAAUUGCUUACUUUUGUUACUUUACAAGUAUACAACUAAUGGAUGGGGAAAAAAAGGGGUUAAUUUUGUGUAUCCUUGAUUUGCACACUGCUCUAACUCUUCUCAUGAUUUUGAUCAAUGUUAUACCUGAUGAAUUACAUUAGAUCAUAUAUAGUUGGUUUGAAUUCGAGAAAAAUGCCAAA
Molecule: messenger RNA, 1734 nt
Organism: Salvia miltiorrhiza (redroot sage)
Lineage: Eukaryota; Viridiplantae; Streptophyta; Magnoliopsida; Lamiales; Lamiaceae
Product: E3 ubiquitin-protein ligase SIS3
Exons: 9
Coding region: 320-1486 (388 amino acids)
Biological process (GO): sugar mediated signaling pathway
Molecular function (GO): ubiquitin-protein transferase activity
Source: RefSeq, a predicted model, not a curated record